GUUGCAAAUGCUGCUGCUGUUGCACUUGUUGUUGCUGCAACUGCUGCUGCAACUGCUGUUGCUGAUGUUGCUGCCGUUGUUGUUGGAACUGUUGUUGCAACUGCUGCUGUUGUUGAAGUUGCUGUUGCUGUCGUUGUAACUGCUGUUGCUGCUGCAGUUGUUGUUGCAGUUGCUGUUGCUGCUGUUGUUGUUGUUGUCGCUGAGCUGCUAUUUGUUGUUGUUGCUGCUGAAGCAGAUACAUUUCCCUCUCUCGCUGUUGUUGCAUGA
Molecule: messenger RNA, 267 nt
Organism: Cylicostephanus goldi
Lineage: Eukaryota; Metazoa; Nematoda; Chromadorea; Rhabditida; Strongylidae
Source: the annotation of a GenBank genome assembly